AACUGGCAUUGCAGUGAGUGGAGGAAAAUAGGCCAAUGCGGACACUCAUAUGUUCUGAUUCAAGUUCAUCUUUAAUUACAAUUAAAACAUGUCAUUCAGAGAGCAGAGCAGAUAUAAUGAUUGAGAUUCUUCAAACAAUAUAUAGGAUCCAGAUGAUGGCAAUGUAUGUAGCUUUCUGUUGGGUACCAGCACAUGUGGGAGUAAAAGGAAUGAGUUUAGCAGACCAAUAUGCAAAGGAAGCAACAAAGAAAGUAGACAAAGAUAUGCAGUAUGGUAAGAGUGAAAUUAAGUGUUUAAUCAAGCAACGUGUGAAGAAUAGAUGGCAGAAAUAUUGGGAAGAAGAAAGAAUGGGGAGAUGGUUUUAUAGCAUUCAAAGAAUUGUUGGUAAGUACAGUGUAACGGAAAGAAAUAGACAGGAUGAAAAUAUCAUCUCAAGGCUUAGAUUUGGUCAUACUACUCUUAAUAGCAGUUUGAAGAAAAUGGGGAGACAUGAAACUGGAAAGUGUGAAUAUUGUUAUAUGGAGGAAAAUGUAGAGCAUGUUAUAAUGAAGUGUCCCAAGAUACAGAAAGGAAAGAAAGAUACUGAUUGAUUGCUUCAAGGAAAAUAAAGAAAAACUUAAUUUGAUGAACAUUUUGGGAAAUAAAUCAGGGUAUAAAAACUUUCAAUUUUUAAUGCAUUAUUUAAAGGACACAGGAGUAUAUAAUAGAAUUUAGUGAAGAUUAUGAUCCUGAUCCACACUCCUAAUCAGUAGGUGGCGGUAACGCACCCAAAAGGUAUGCCAUCCGCCAUUAAACUCCAAGAAGAAGAAGCUUUGCAUGGGAGCUUACCUACGGUCGAAUAGACCUCACUGCAAUUUGUUAGCAACUAUAGCUAGUACCAUUUGUGCCUCGUAUGAAGUCACUACUGUCCGUUUAAAUGUUUAGCAUUUUUCAGCGUAUAUCUGAAACUUUUACUUAAGAGAAUGCUAAACUUAACGAGUUUCUGUCAGCUACUUUAUACAUUAUGUUGAGAGAGCCCGUCUUUACUGUGUCAUUAUAAUGAGUAGUUAAAACUGUUUUUGUGUGUAAUCUGCAGUGGACCCAUGCUUCAGAGGAUAUGGUGGCAUUUUGUUAUGAUGGCCAGAACACUGGCACUGAGGCUGCAUUUCCUGGGCCAUUUGGAUGACCAGAUCCUUCCAUCACUGAAAGCAUGUGCUGGUAAGCGCCUGUCUUCUCCUGGUCUCCGAACCUCUACUAUCUGCUUUCCCACAUGUUCCAGCCUCAGUCCAAGGGGUGUAUGUACCACAGAACGAGACCCAAUGUUCCUUGCUGCUGGAUCUGUUCGCCCUUACCAGAAGCUCUUCCCCAGUGGAAGUGGUUUGUCUUUGUUGCACCACCUGACUUCUGAUGAGGACCACACCUUUAUAAAGCGACUCACCUCCUGUACUUCAUCUCAGCAAGUUCUUCGUCUCUUGCGAUCAUACCCUCUCCUCUCAGGUGCAGCAGCAGCAUCUAUACUUCACCGACUGGCAGACUUGGAGCAUGAUUCUGCAUGUGGCCUUCGGAAACCACAGAUACUGCUAUCAGAUGCAGGCCUUAAUGAACUUUGCCAAACACUGGAGCAUGAUUCAACCAAAUUACAGGAUGAGGUAUUGGUUAGAGCUCUCCUGGGCUGUACACGUCUCUACCUUGACCCCCAGAGCCGCUUAGUGGUAAGGCUGGUGUUUGAAAGUCAAAAGAGACUGAAUUUGGAACGGCUCAGUGUUGAAGCGCUAUGUGGGUUAUCAAGGGCUUUAUUUGCAUUGGAAGGCCCUAACAGUGGCAUGAUAAAACAGGCUAUGGGUCAGCUUCAAAAUAAAGAUACAGCUCAAUGGAAUACGGCAGAGCUAGUUGCUGUUUACUCUAUGCUAGCAAAUGGUUUGGGUGAAGAUGGAUGCUAUCUGGAGCUUCUAAAUAAAAUGAAUACUCAGGCACUUCAAUUAGUGCAAAAAAUGGGCCCAGGGGCGAUAAGCGAAAUUCUAGGUGCUUUAUUCAAAUUGAGACAUAAGGAAGCAUUACCACUUGUAAUUGCACUUUGCAAGCAAGCUGUUCAUCAUGUUCAAAACUUUGCAGAUCCAGAACUGACUGUGGUGUUGUCAGCACUUAUGCACUAUGGACACAGUGACCACUUUCUUGUGGAAGCUCUUGAGCGCCAUGUGCCCAAGGUUGCCUUUACUGCUCAUGCAGAAACAGUAACCAAGGUGAUGCAAUUUUUCCGGCGAUGGCGCAUUCUUUCUCCACCUGUUUUUAACACUGUGGCUGAGAGUUUUGUGUAUCGUGCAGAGGAGUACUCGACGUGGCAGGUGUCACAACAGAUAGCUGCACUGGGAGUUUUGGGAUACCUGCCAUCUGAUGCUGGGAGGUUGUUCCGAAAGGUGGAGUCUGUUUUGCAUGCCCGGUUUUCCCAAUUUCAGCCCAGAGCCCUGCUAGACCUACUGUAUGCCUGUACCCUUCUACAGAGAUACCCACUUAACUUUGUCUCAAAAGUCUUCAGCCCUUACUUCAUGCAACAGCUACAGGGGGAGGAGGGCAGUGGGAUAGAUCACAGAGUGCUUGCACAGCUGACCCAACUUUACAUGACCGUAAAGCUUGAGUGUCCAUUUUAUGAUGGACCACGACUUUCGCCAAAGUUUCAAGUAAAGUCAUUUUUGGCUUCUCGGACAUCUUUGGAGACACCGGUGGAACCUCAUUUCUAUAAUGCGUGGUCCGCCCUGUGGGAUCUGCUGGGAGCUCAAUCUUACUUUGCUUCCAGAGUACUUACACCAUAUUGUUAUACGCUAGACAUUGAGAUAAAACUAGAUGAAGAAGGAUACGUCUUGCCUGCUUCGCAUACAGAUGAAGUCCAUAAAAGAAUUGCUCUCUGUAUUGAUGGGGUCCAAAGCGUUUUGCAGCAAACGCAGAGAAAACUACUAGGCAAGGAAGCCAUCAAGCAGCGUCACCUGAGGAUUCUGGGAUAUGAAGUUGUUCAGUUUUACUCUGUCUCUAGAUUUUCAUACUAUGAAUUUGAGAAACUGAAGGAUAAAAAAGAGGUUGUGGAAUAUCUGCACAGAAAGAUCUUUCCUCACAGCUACAGACUCAGCUGGUGA
This is a messenger RNA of Cyprinus carpio (common carp), 3104 nucleotides long. It is a transcript of the gene fastkd3, whose product is annotated as FAST kinase domain-containing protein 3, mitochondrial-like. Gene Ontology annotation, cellular component: mitochondrial matrix; ribonucleoprotein granule. NCBI's taxonomy places the organism in Eukaryota, Metazoa, Chordata, Actinopteri, Cypriniformes, Cyprinidae. The record is from RefSeq and is a predicted model, not a curated record. Gene Ontology annotation, biological process: mitochondrial RNA processing; regulation of mitochondrial mRNA stability. Gene Ontology annotation, molecular function: RNA binding.